CUGACGCUUACUCCGAUAUCGAAAGUGAAAGGUUUUAAAGUUGUGCUAUCGUCAAGACGGAUGUAGAUAGGCUUUGUUAAAGUCUUGGAAAUUUUAUAUUUUAGAAGGACCUAUUUCGUGUCCUUGGGAGACUCUCCCACUGCUGCUAGGAUGAGUGACUCUGAGAGAGAGGAGGCUGCAGGUCCCAGUGAGACACUCAGUCCAGAGUCUGCAGCACACAGCUGUGGGACCAUGAAGAAUGAUGAAGACAUGGAUGAUCCUGUGUCACCAGCACACUCUGAUGGAGGCACUGAUCAGUUGGUAGGUGACCAGGCACUGAGUGACUCCUCUGGACACAGAAUCCACACACAACCAGCAGAUAAUGAGGUUCCUAGGAGCGUUACAGAGAGUCCUAAACCCAGAACUCAACCACGUGUAAUCGACAAACACGUAGAUAUGUGCACACUGGAUGAACACACAGGCUUCAAAAGCAUCAGACACCUGCAGACUGAACAUACGCCAGGCAGAAAGAGGGAACUAGAUGAGGACCUAAUGAGAGUUAUAGAGAAUCACAAAGCCAGUCUGAAGAAGAGGUUUGACAACAUAUCUGAAGGAAUCAUCAAACCAGGAGCUUAUAUCACAGAGGGAGAUGCAGGGGUGAAUAAGGAACAUGAGGUUAGGCAGGUAGAGUCAGCAUCCAGACCUCAAACCACAGAAGACACACCAAUCAAUUGCAAUGAUAUCUUCAAGGCCUUACCUGGACAGGAGUCGCCCAUCAGAACUGUGAUGACCAAAGGUGUUGCUGGCAUUGGAAAAACAGUCUCAGUGCAGAAGUUCAUUCUUGACUGGACAGAUGGAGUAGCCAAUCAGGAUAUAGAUUUUAUUUUCCCCUUUUAUUUCCGUGAGCUGAAUUUGGUCAGGGAUGCUCAGUAUAGUCUUCACAACCUCCUGCUUGACUUCCACCCUGAGCUGAAGGAGCUGAAGGAUGGUGACGGAUACAGCGAUUGCCGGGUUGUGAUCAUCUUUGAUGGUUUGGAUGAGAGUCGGUUACCUCUAAAUUUCCAACAGAACAUGAUAUUGUCUGAUUUAAAGCGAACAUCAUCAGUUGAUACUUUGUUGACAAGCCUCAUUCAAGGAGAUCUGUUUGAAUCGGCACUCAUCUGGAUAACCUCACGACCAGCAGCAGCCAGCCAAAUUCCUGUUGAGUGUAUUGACCAAGUUACAGAAGUACGAGGAUUCAAUGACCCACAGAAGGAAGAGUACUUCAGGAAGAGAAUCAGUGAUGAGAGUCAGGCCAACAGAAUCAUCUCUCACAUUAAGGCAUCCAGGAGUCUCCACAUCAUGUGCCACAUUCCAGUCUUUUCUUGGAUGGCAGCCACCGUACUUAAGCAGAUGCUGGAACAGGACAACACCCAGGAAAUCCCCAAAACUUUGACUGGAAUGCUCAUACGCUUCUUGCUCAUCCAAACCACCUGGAAGGAUGAGACAUGUCAGAGUGGAAUGGAAGUGGAUAAAAAGAAACUUCUAGAAUCCCAGAAAGAAAUGUUACUGAUGUUGGCAGAAUUGGCUUUCAAUAAUCUGGAAAGUGGAAAUCUAAUAUUUUAUGAAGAGGACCUGACAAAGUAUGGUAUUGAUGUCAGUGAAGCUUCAGUGUAUUCUGGCAUGUGCACCGAGAUCUUCAAGGAAGAAACUGUCAUACAUCAGAAGAAGGUCUACUGCUUUGUUCAUCUGUGCAUCCAGGAGUUUCUGGCAGCUCUGUAUGUGUUUCACUCUUAUGUGACUGACAACCUUGAGGCACUGAAAUCCCUCCUCAGUGAAGAACACAAAGAUAAUCCCAACCUCUCAAUUUUAUCAUGUCUUCGCUCAGUGCUGGGCUUUCAAUCUCAAGCUCAUCUACAUUGGUUGCUAAAGAAUGCAUUGGAUGAGGCUUUGAAGAGCAAAAAUGGACACCUGGAUCUUUUUGUUCGCUUCCUUAUGGGCAUCUCUCUGGAGAAAAAUCAGAGGCUUCUGAGAGGUCUCCUGAACCACACGUACAGCAGCUCAGAGAGUGUUAAGAAAACAUGUCAGGACAUAAAGAAGCUCAACAGUGAAGAUCUCUGUCCUGAAAGAUGCAUCAAUCUUUUCCACUGUUUGUUUGAAAUGAAUGAUCAUUCCAUGCACAAAGACAUUCAGAAAUACUUGUUAUCACCAAAGAAUGUCAACCAGAAGUUGUCUCCUGCCCACUGUUCAGCACUGGCUCACAUGCUCCUGAUGUCUGAAAAGGUGCUGGAUGAGUUUGACCUGAAGAAAUACAACACAUCAGAUGAGGGAUGCAGGAGACUGAUCCCAGCAGUGAGGUGCUGCAGAAAGGCACGACUUGCUGACUGCAAACUCACAGACAAGUCCUGUGAGCUUGUGGCCUCAGUUUGGAAGUCACCGAACUCCCUGAUAGAGCUGGACCUAAGUAACAAUGACCUGGGAGAUUCUGGAGUUCAGCUUCUUUCUAAAGGAUUGUCUAGUCCCCAUUGCAAACUGCAGACAUUAAGUCUGUCUGGUUGUCUCAUCUCCAUGAAAGGAUGUGGUUCCCUGGCUUCAGCUCUGAAUCCAAAGUCCUCCCAUAUAAAGGAGCUGGAUUUGAGCUACAAUUAUCCUGGUGAAUCGGGACUGAAGCUGCUAUCUGAUAGACAGGAGGAUCCUCAAAGUCAACUGGAGACACUUACGAUUGACUACUGUGCAGAAAUCAGAUUGAGACCAGGACCACGGAAAUAUGCCUGUGAGCUCACACUGGACCCAAACACAGCACACAAAUAUCUCUCUCUCUCUCAGGGGAACAGAAAGGUGACGCAUGUCAGUAAAGAGCAAUCAUAUCCAUACCAUCCAGAGAGAUUUGACAUGAAGUAUCAGCUGUUGUGUACAGAGGGUCUGUCUGGACGCUGCUACUGGGAGGCUAUGUGGGGAGGGGGUGGAGUCAGUGUAGCUCUGGCUUAUAAAAGCAUCUACAGGAAAGGGAGGGGUGAUGAAUGCUGGCUAGGAUAUAAUGCCAAGUCCUGGAGUCUGAACUGCUCUCCUGGCAGAUAUGUUGUCAGGCACAAUAAGACUGCCACACAUGUCCCCUGCUUCCACUCCAGAAGAGUAGGAGUGUAUCUUGACUGGCCGGCCGGCACUCUGUCCUUCUACAGCGUCUCCUCUGAUGCACUCACCCACCUGCACACGUUCCACUCAACAUUCACUGAGCCCCUCUUUCCUGGGUUUUGGGUUUGGGAUCAUAACUCCUCAGUGUCCCUGUGCCACAUCAAAUGAGCUCCCAGAUCACAUGAGCUCCUCCUUGUGUCACUUGUUCAUUAGAUUAGAUUCAACUUCAUUGCACAUUGUACAAGUACAGAGACAACAAAAUGCAGUUUGUGUCUAACCAGAAGUACAAAAAAGCAGAAAAGUACAAUACACAGUAUAGGCAGGUGAUGCAGUACACUGUAUAAACAGUAUAAGACAUACUGUGCCAUGUAGACAGUAAUAUACAGUUACAGCCACUUUUCUACAGGCCCAUCCUAAACAUUUCUUUAAAACAAAAACUUAAAAACUUGUAAAACAAAAUAAAAAUAAAUAAAUCAUAUAUUUUUAGUUGCUUAUAUCUUGAAUAUAUCCUU
Alosa alosa (allis shad) is the source of this 3602-nucleotide messenger RNA. RefSeq names its product protein NLRC3-like. Gene Ontology annotation, molecular function: protein binding. The record is from RefSeq and is a predicted model, not a curated record. Bases 151 to 3258 code for a protein of 1035 amino acids. The transcript has 9 exons. NCBI's taxonomy places the organism in Eukaryota, Metazoa, Chordata, Actinopteri, Clupeiformes, Clupeidae.